AUGUUGAAGAAGACAAAAUGCAUGGUUGAAGAACUCUAUGAAUCCUCACAGAAGGGGUGUGCAAGCAUUUUGACCACAUUGAUCCAAAGGGAUGCACUCAUUCUUCGUGAAGUUUCACUGACGUCCCUCAAGGAUACUCCCUUACAUAUAGCAGCUUUGCAUGGCCAUCUUGAAUUUUGUAGACUUCUUCUUAGCAAGAAACCUACAUUUGCAAAAGAUGUGGACGCGUUGGGGCGAACUCCUCUUCACUUGGCUUCUGCUGAGGGCCACAUUAAAAUAGUACAAGCAUUGCUGCAAGAAAAUACAGAUGUUUGCUUAGCUUCUAAUCGGGACGAGAGAAUUCCUCUCCACUUAGCCGCAAUAAGAGGACGAAUAGAGAUCGUAAAAGAGUUAAUUUCUGCUCGACCAGAGUCUAUCAAGGUGAAUCUCAAUGGAGAGAGUGUUUUACACUUGUGUGUUCAAUAUAAUCAGUUGGAUGCUCUAAAAUUGUUAGUGGAAUCGGCUAGUGGUGAUGAAUUAUUCCUCAACUCCAAAGACCACAAUGGCAACUCCAAAUUGCAUUUAGCUAUGUUAACAAUAUAUCUUCUACCCCAUCAUCAGACUCUAACACUAUCUCAACAACCAAGCUGUAAGAGAUUUGUUCUGUUACUUGAUAUAUUGCAGUUGCUGAUAUAG
Corylus avellana is the source of this 675-nucleotide messenger RNA. RefSeq lists its product as uncharacterized. NCBI's taxonomy places the organism in Eukaryota, Viridiplantae, Streptophyta, Magnoliopsida, Fagales, Betulaceae. Gene Ontology annotation, molecular function: protein binding. The record is from RefSeq and is a predicted model, not a curated record.